UCCAACAUUUUCAUACGGUAUGGAAACUGUUACUAUCAGAAAAUGGUGAAUUACACUUUGUUUGUAUCUGUGUUCUUUGUGCUCAAUGAUAUCAGCAUUUUCUGUCAACAAAAAGCAAACAAAGUGGGUGAAACUGACAAGAAGAUAGGACAACAAUGGUAUUCUGGGGAUUACAUGUACAAUAAGGCUGUAUUAGGUGAGAGACAUCGUCAGCCACCAGAGCAGCAGCCAUGUUCCCUGACCAUCCAGGUACCCAUGGCCUCCCUUCAGGCCCACUGCCCUAACACUGCCCACAACACAGAGGAUCUCUGCGACAAGAAGGUGGCAGAAAGCCUGCAACAAUGCCAGACACUGAUCCAAGAAGCCGAGAGAAAGUUCCAGCAUUCUCUGCUUCACGAGGCUUCGGUGAGGUUGGAGCUGGAGCAGAGGUUCCUCCACCUUGAGAACCUCACUAGGCACAUUGCAAAGUUUUACAAGGAGACAGACUUCCCCAACAAGGAGCUCCUCCAGCACAUGUUGAACAGGCUACACCUGGAGAAACUGGCCAGAGAGGACUUGGAGGCAGAGGUGGCCAGGCUGCAGCAAAAGCUACAAGUAUCAGAGUCAAUCAUUGACUGUGAGUACGUGCGGCGACCUGGUGUCUACACCAUUCGACCUCUGACCUCUGAGAGGUCAGUACAGGUGUACUGCGACAGAGGCUGGACUGUCCUACAGAGGAGAAUUAAUGGUGUUGUUGACUUUUAUCGUGGCUGGCAGAGUUACCGCGACGGCUUUGGUGACUUAGAAGGGGAGUUCUGGCUGGGUAAUGACAACAUCCACGCCAUCACCAAGCAGACCAACUACAGAUUACAAAUAGAAAUGACAGAUUGGGAAGGAGAGGCAUUUUUUGUGGAAUACGAUCAAUUCUGGAUUGAGGGUGUAUCCGAUAACUAUCGUCUCCAUGUUGCUGGUCACCAUGGCAACCUUAAAGAUGGCUUGAACAGGAAAGGUUCAAGGCACAACCACAAUAACAUGCCAUUCUCCACAUUUGACCAGAACAAUCAGCCCAACAAGACCAGUUACUGUGCAGAAAUUUACCAUGGGGCCUGGUGGUAUAACUCGUGCUACGCCUCAAACUUAAACGGCCGAUACUGCAAUCCGGAAAAAGUUGACAGCCAGCUUCUGGCUCAGUGCAUGGUCUGGUGGAGCGGGAACGAAGAUCACAUGAUUGUCAUGAAGACUGUGACCAUGCGGGUGAGAGAGACACAAGACAGCAUUCUGUACCUCCGAGAAGUGGAGGAGGACUAGGUCUGCGCCUCAUGAGUUGUCAUCAAGGGAAAAACAACAGAAAACCUUUUUGUACGGUGAAGAAAUGCAGCACAUUAUUUGCCUUCAUGGUCACCAUGAUAGCUGUAACACUACAGACUGACAGAGAGUAAUGACACAAAUGUCACCAAAGUAGAGACAAAGCUGGUUUAUCCACGUCCUCCUCACCAUCUAGCUAUUCACUACCUGUAUGUCAUUGUUUUUCCAUUGCAUUCGUAUCUAUUAUCAAAACUCAAUAAACCAAAUUUUUCUUGCAUGUAAAUGUACAGUCAUUUGUGCUCUCCAUCAGAGCACAUCUAAGGUAUAUACUACAGAAGUAUAUAUUUCAGUAUUAAUGUCUGACACAUCACAUGGUAUAAUUAAUUUGAUAUUAAUUCACAAACAUUUAUCAUAUUUCACCCAAAAGUUCAGCAGUUUUCAAGUCGAGUCAGUCUUUCACCUUAUAGGCAUAUACUUAAGAGUUUUUUUGAAGUUUAAAUAAUUUCUUAUGCAAAAAAUACUUAAAGGUACAUACUUCCAAAAGAAAUACAGAAUUUCUGAGUUGGUUCAGCUAAAUUUAAUACAAAAAUGAGUUGCAUUUGACUCUUAACUAAUCCCCCAGGGCCUAUAUUUUCCAAAAAAUGUCAGUUAAGAGAAUUAUGAGGGGAAAUCCGUCAAUGUACUAAACUGUCCGCUCGAUGAGAUAACAUGCAAUUGGGGCAGAGCAAAGAUUCCCACAUUACAGCGUACACUCAUGGAUCGCACAUGUAAACAAUACAACAGAUUAAAAGCGAAUCAUAAGUCUGGUAAACCAAAUAUGAUCUUCCUGUCUAUUGAAAACGUUUGAUAAAGUAUUCGUAAUUCCCAACGAUCUGUACGGCAGAACUGAAGUUACAUGGUAGGCUGCAUAAUUAGAACACAGUGCCAUGUCUGACAUUUCAAGUUCGCUGAACAUCUGUCAUCGUCUAGGAAACACAGGGAGGUAAUCACCUCAAAAGAGUCAUUCUAAAUACAGCGACUUGAGUGAGUUGAUGGUCAAAGGGAAAUCCGGGAUAAAAGUGAAUAUCCGACAGUUCACUCUAAGUUAGACACAUGUCAGUAGACAUCUGGAAGCCUCAACUUUAUGUAAAUGAUGUCUAAAAUAUAACAGCACAAUUUUUUCGACGUCGGUGCCAGUAUCUCUCUUUAAGUGUUGGCAUUAAAAGUAUCACAAUAAGACUUUGUGUGAAUCUGAAAGUGCAUUUUUAACUUCUAAUCUCCAGGUAAAAUACAGUAACUGAACUUCUCUGACAGCUAUAAAUGUUCAUAUGUAAACUUCCAUUUUACCGAGAUAAAGAGAUGUACACCCAUGAAAGUCAAUCAUAUAACUGCUUCACCCAGAUUCUAAAGUAUACAUGUGCAUGUACCUGUCACACCUGUAACAGCCACAUGUACCUUUCACACCUGUAACAGCCACAUGUACCUGUCACACCUGUAACAGCCACAUGUACAUUUCACACCUGUAACAGCCACAUGUACCUUUCACACCUGUAACAGCCACAUGUACCUUUCACACCUGUAACAGCCACCUUCUCAUCUUACAGGAUUAGACCUGUAGUGUUUGAUUUAAGUUUACUUCUUAUGAGAAACUAUACUAAUCACUGUGUCCAAUAACCCUUUCUUUUUACUCAAACUGUAUCACUUGAAACCACUCUUCAGAUGAAAUGAAGAUGUGCGACAGGAAAACAAAUGGAUGUAACUGAUGUGCCAAUAAAGUUAGUCCAGAAAAAAAAUGUGCUUGAUUUUAGAGCUGAUUUUGUCUGCAGCAGACUGCUGUGGCCAUAUUUUCCUCAUCUUUUUAUCUCUGUUAGU
Liolophura sinensis is the source of this 3135-nucleotide messenger RNA. RefSeq names its product angiopoietin-related protein 7-like. The coding region runs from base 43 to 1287 and encodes 414 amino acids. The transcript is spliced from 4 exons. The record is from RefSeq and is a predicted model, not a curated record. NCBI's taxonomy places the organism in Eukaryota, Metazoa, Mollusca, Polyplacophora, Chitonida, Chitonidae.